This is a messenger RNA of Enhydra lutris kenyoni (northern sea otter), 4960 nucleotides long. RefSeq names its product apolipoprotein B receptor. Gene Ontology annotation, molecular function: very-low-density lipoprotein particle receptor activity. Gene Ontology annotation, cellular component: membrane. The record is from RefSeq and is a predicted model, not a curated record. Lineage: Eukaryota; Metazoa; Chordata; Mammalia; Carnivora; Mustelidae. Gene Ontology annotation, biological process: triglyceride metabolic process; lipid transport. Bases 52 to 4182 code for a protein of 1376 amino acids. The transcript has 4 exons.
UGGGGGCGGUCAUUUGUCAGCUUUCUGGACACACAGACGGAGACAGACAGGAUGGAUUUCCUCCGGCUACAUCUCCCUGGGCUGCAUCAGGCCUUGCGGGGAGCGCUGGAUUCCCUCAGCUCCUUUGUCUCCUACCUUAUGGGAGAUGAAGUCCCUACUGCAGACAGGAAGGAGGAGAGGGCAGCCGAGGAACUGGGGGAGGUGGCUGCGGGAAGGCAAGGGAAACCUGAAAAGAAGGAAGCCCAGGAGGCCCUGGAGGGCCUUGGAGGCAGCCAAAGCCAGGAGGAUGGAGGGCUGAGAGGGCCCAGAGAAGCUGGAAUAUGCCAGGAGGGAAGUUCAGCUACAGAACAGACCUGGGCUUGCGAAGAAGGCAGCUCCCACAGGUCUCAGGCAGAGAGGCAAGACACUGGGGUCCAGGAGGCAGCCAAGGCCGCCGGGGUCCAGGAGGCAGCCAAGGCCGCCAGGUGCCAGGAGCCAAGGGCCCACUUAGAGGCCAGAAAGGAGUCCGAGGCAGGGUCUGAGGCUGGUCGAGACAACAGCAGCGAAGCCCAGGAGAGUCAAGGGCCCAGUGAGCAGGAAGUGAAGAGAGAGGAGACACUAAGAACCCGGGAACAGGAGGAGGAGGCGGAAGAGGUCAGGGAAAGAAAACCAGAGGUAGCCAGAAAGGCGGAGUCAGAGUGGACCUGGCACAGGGAGCCUGAGGGGGUGGUAGGUGCCGAUGGGCAAAAGGUAGCAGGGGACAGCAGGGAGUCACUAGAACCGGUCAAGGAGGCAAUUGCCGAGGAGAUCCACGGGUCUGCAGCCAAACAGGCCGGGCAGGAAGAAGAGCUGAUGGUGGUCCUAAGGGGUAGUGAAGGCCCAAGGGCACAGGAAGCACAGGAGUCGGGGACAGAAUGUGAGGACAGGACAACCUCAGUCAGGGAGGAGGACUGGACAGCCUCAGGCAGGGAGGAGGAUGGGAAAACCUCAAGCAGGGAGGAGGAUGGGACAGCCUCAGGCAGGGAGGAGGACUGGACAGCCUCAGGCAGGGAGGAGGACGGGACAGCCUCAGGCAGGGAGGAGGAUGGGACAGCCUCAGGCAGGGAGGAGGAUGGGACAGCCUCAGGCAGGGUGGAGGACGGGACAUUCUCAGGCAGGGAGGAGGAUGGCCCAGCCUCAGACAGUGGGGAAGACAGGACAGUUUCAGGCAGGGAGGAGGAUGGGACAACCUCAUGCAGGAAGGAAGACUGGACAGCCUCAGGCAGGGAGGAGGACGGGGCAGCCUCAAGCAGGGAGGAGGAUGGCCCAGCCUCAGGCAGGGAGGAGGAUGGCCCAGCCUCAGACAGUGGGGAGGACAGAACAGCUUCAGGCAGGGAGGAGGACAGCACAGCCUUAGAAAGGGAGGAGGACAGGACAACCUCAGGCAGGGAGGAAGACUGGACAGCCUCAGGCAGGGAGGAGGACGGGACAGCCUCAGGCAGGGAGGAGGACGGGACAGCCUCGGGCAGGGAGGAGGAUGGGACAACCUCAGGCAGGGAGGAAGCUGGGACAGCCACAGGCAGGGAGGAGGACGGGACAGCCUCAAGCAGGGAAGAGGAUGGCCCAGCCUCAGACAGUGGGGAGGACAGAACAGCUUCAGGCAGGGAGGAGGACAGCACAGUCUUAGAAAGGGAGGAGGACUGGACAACCUCAGGCAGAGAGGAGGAUGGGACAGCCUCAGGCAGGGAGGAGGACAGCAUAGCCUUAGAAAGGGAGGAAGCCAGGACAACCAUAGGCAGGGAGGAGGAUGGGACAGCCUCAGGCAGGGAGGAGGAUGGGACAGCCUCAGGCAGGGAGGAGGACAGCACAGCCUUAGAAAGGGAGGAAGCCAAGACAACCACAGGCAGGGAGGAGGAUGGGACAGCCUCGGGUAGGGAGGAGGAGAAUAGAACAGCCUCAGGCAGCGAGGAGGCUGGGAUAACUUUAGGCAGGGUAGAGGCCAGGACAACCUCAGUUGGAAAAGAGGGUGACCUCUCAGAAGCCAGGACAACAGAAUAUGGGGAAGUCUCAGGAGAAAAGACCUCAGAGGGUACUGGGAAGACCUGGGCAUUCGAGGAGGCCUCCAGGGGAGAGCAGGAGGAGGAGGUGGAUGAGAAUAGAGAGGCUGAGAUGAGCUUUCCCCCCAAACAGACCCGUGUCCUGGGAACUGAGAGUGUAGAAGAACCAGCUAAGGAGCAGAGAGCAGGGGUGGAGGCUGAAGAAGGCCAGGGGUCAGAGGGGGAGGUAAGGGAGGGCUUUGAGGUCCAGGAAGAUCAGGGAGGGAAAGAGGCUGAGGGGAAGCAAACCUCAGUGAUCAGGACUGUUCCAGCCCGUCUGGAGGAGGAGGUGGCGGCAGAAAAGGCCAAAGAGGAGGAAGAGGGUUGCCGGGUCUCAGAGGCUGAGUUGCCCAAGGACAACUUGGCAAAUGAGCCUGAAGAGGAUGCUGACUUCGAAGUGACCCCAGAGGCCAGCAGUCCUGAGAAGGAGUCUAGCCAGGAGAGGAGUGAUGGGGAGGCUCAGACAGGUGGAGAAGCACAGGGGUGUAGUGGGGCGGGGUGGGGUGACCUUGAGCAUGAAGUCAUGGAAGGCCGGGAACCUGAGCUGGUGGCAGGCUCCCAGACCCUGGUGGAGCAGCCUGAGGAAGAGCUCUGGGGCGCUUCGGCCCUGAGCAAAGAGGAGACGGGAGGGAGCCCGGAGGAAUAUCCCAGCAACAUGGGAGGCCUGGUUGGGGCAGAGGCCUGGGAGAACCAGAGAAGGGAUGUAGAAAGAGGGGAUACCGGGGAGGAAAAAGCAGAUGCAGAAGAGGGGGAGGUUGCAGGAGGCCAGGCACCGGAGGAGUCCGAGGGAGGCCGAGAGUCUACGUUCCCAGAUGUCCCAGAGGCAGGCGGGGAGUGGAAGAAAACCCAAGAAAUAGGAGCAGAGGAGGGAGAGACCCUUGGAGCAGAGAGCCAGGAGCUGGGUGGAAGACAUGGGGCAGACGCAGGGACAGGUCAGUCCCUGGGAGAGUCAGAUGGCGGAGAAACCAAGGAUGAGGAGGUGGAGGCCGCGGUGCCCUGGGGGGCAGACCCAACACCCAGCGGAGAUGGGAGGCUAGAGGAGGCCACUCUGAGCCUCCAGGACAGCGAGGACCCAGGGGCCAGUUCUUUGGCAGCUGAGAUAGCAAGGGAUGAUGUAGCUCUGGACGGAAGGGCAGCUGGGGUGGAGGGAGGGCCCGCAAGAGAGGCUGGGGAAGCCUGGGGCUCAGAAGGGAGGCAGGAGGUUCGGGGAGGCGUGGAGCUGAUGGAGGUUACACAGGGAGAAAACCGAGGCUGGCUGGGAUUUGGCUCAGAGGGCUCAGCAGACGAGAAGGCGGCUGGCAGAGGGGCCCAGGCAGAGGCUUUGGAGGCCAGAGAGGGCGAACCCAGGGGAGAAUGGGUGGAGGUCAGGGAGCCUGCAGUGGAGGAAGGAAGCUGUGGGAUGGAUGGCUUUACCUCGGGCUCCCAGGUGGUGAGGGCAGAGGGGACCGUGGCCACAAGGGAAGCCGAGGGGCUCCUGGGAGGACAGACGCUGUUGAAAGAAGAGGCUGUGGGAUGGCAAAUGAAGGAGCAGGGGCAAGACAGUGAGGGGGGAUGUGGGGACCACCGACCCGAGGAAGAGGCAGGAAGACCUCUUGAUGUGGAGGAUGCUGAGGAGACUGAAGACCGGAGAGCAGAGGCCGAGGAUAUUGUUCCAGGAGGCCUGGAGGACGUCCAGGGCCAGGAGGACCAGUCAACAAGCCAGGAGCCUGCAGAGACCGAGCUUGGGCCCCACAGGGAGAUGGGGGAGACGGCAGAAAGUGCUGGAGGGGGUGCUUGCGGCCUCUGGAGUGAGGCCCUGCUCCCUGGGGCUCUCCUGGACGUCUCUGCCCCCCGGAGCCGGGUCCUCCUGUCUCGCAACUCCUCACUGCGCCGCUCCCGGCCCUCUUUCCGACGGACCCGUGCGCCUGAGCGGCAAGAGGUGCCUCCCAGCCCCCCACCAGAGGAACAGCUGUCGGCCCCAGAGCAGAGACUUCUCCAAGCAGAGGAGCCCCCAGAACCCAGACCCCCAAAACCCGAAGGGACCCCACUGCCAGCCAGAAGAAGGCCCCUGGGACGUGGGUUUGGCCUUGCACACAUGGGUAUGAUGCAGGAAUUGCAAGCCCGCCUGGGCCAGCCAAAGCCGCAGUGAGGGGCCCCUGAGCCCCCCAGGAGCCUGGCCCUGAGUGAGGGUCAGAAGGACUGCCAAACCCUGCGUCACCUCUCUCCAUCUGACACUCUGGACAUGGCCUUUCUGCCUCUGGGCCUCAGUUUUUCAGUGUGUUAUUCAUGGAGCAGACAGAACCAGACGCCUAUGAGAACCAUGAACUUGAGGAGCGUGACUCGGUGAUGCAGCCCACGGACUUCCUGGCCCGCCAGGACCACCUCUCAUGGCAGGUGCCGAGCACCUCUCCCAUCUGUCUUGGCUGUCUGGAGGACGGAGGGGACGGGACAACUCUCCCCGCAGCCUUCCCUCCCUGAUUGCUCCCAGUCCCCACCGGGGGCCUUCGGGGGAGCUGUGGAACAGUCACGCCAACCCUGGGGGUGGGAACUGGCCCAGAAGAAGGAGGUCAGUGGCGCCUAUGAGCUCCAUUUGCAACGGGAAACAGAGGGGCACCAGAGACCUUGAGCUUUCAAAAAUCUCGCAACUCUGCUAGUUACCAUGGAAACCACCAGCCCAGCAAGCCAGAAUAGGGGAAGGAGCCCCCAGAAUUUAGGAGCAGAAAGAGGCCCAGGGUGGCCAGAGGCUACUGACUCCUGUCCUUCAGGGGUCAGGUACCCCUUCUUUGAAAAGAAGAGGCCAAGGGAGGAUGAGAGUGCUUUAUUGGGCACCCCGCAUGGUGGCCUGACCCAAGGACAGCAAGCAGGCUCUGAAACAAUAAAUAAACCAUCAUUUCCCUAAACAAUAAAUAAAUAUCCAAGAAAUAAAU